CUCAUUUCAGCGUCGAUAAGAUACUGCACUGCCCUGCUCAACCACUAAACAUCACACUGGCUGUGAUUUGACAUUGAAUCGUUAUCACCAACACCACCAUCGCUCCAACCAUCACCAACCAUGAGCCCCGCUACCACACUCAACGCGCCACCACCAGCGGCAACCAGUCGAGUAAAACGCAUCGUAGGCAGGAUCCGCCGCCAUACAGAUGACACCGCGUCUACCAAAUCCUGCUCCCUACAUCGCAUCUCCGGCAGCCACAACCACGCCACACAGGAAGCCGACCUCUGGAACACGGCCUACGACGCCCUGAAAGCCAACCUCAGCACGACCGGCCUCGUGCUAGCCUAUGAGUCCAUCCUUCUCCAGCAACUGCCCAGCCAAGGGGUCAAUGAUAACUCCGCCGGCCUGCCGGGGGGUCCUCGCCGUCUCGAGCUCAUGACGGCGGUUGCGUCGGCGGGGCUGGCGCGCGAGCUGAGUUCCAAGUCUGAUGCUGGCGAUGACCUGGCGAGGAACGUCCUGGUGGCUGCUCGUGAGACUGUGGCUUCCUUGCUGGAUGCGCAUCCCGGUGCAGCUAUUGCGUGGGCGGGAAUCUGCUCUCUCACCCCUGUACGUCAUUAUUUACUCCUCGACCCUCUCCUGAGACAUCAAGAUAUUGCCCAAGGCUUCCUCUACCUCACAACCAACAUCCCCCGCUUCACAACCCUUCCGCGCAUCUUGCAACGCUCCGCCUGGCAGGACGAGCGCGACUACCUGCGCUUACGGGAGCAAACCCGCGAAGCCCUGGUGGUGCUGUACCGCCGCAUCCUAGAGUGCGAGAUGAACUGCGUCUGUGCCGCGGCGAGUUCGUGGAACCGCGCCGCGCGCAACGUCGUGGACUGGCAGGGCUGGCGGGCCAUGACGGACAAGAUGCGCGAGGCGGAUGAGGAGCUGGCACGGGAUAUCGAGCGGUACGCUACUGAGGAGACACAAAAGUCACUACAACAAGUGUCAAAACCGGUCCAGGAUGACUGAAUGAAUGCAAGACAGUAAUUUCGUCCGAUGUUGGCGUUGGCGUUGUUGGUUCAGGGGACAGGGAUUGAGAGAGGAAUAUUUGCUUCUGCAUACUCCAUACCAAUCAACCAACCGACCUCUUGUUUCAUUAUUAAGGGGG
Molecule: messenger RNA, 1153 nt
Organism: Ilyonectria robusta
Lineage: Eukaryota; Fungi; Ascomycota; Sordariomycetes; Hypocreales; Nectriaceae
Exons: 2
Coding region: 121-1014 (297 amino acids)
Source: RefSeq, a predicted model, not a curated record